Molecule: messenger RNA, 1501 nt
Organism: Phragmites australis (common reed)
Lineage: Eukaryota; Viridiplantae; Streptophyta; Magnoliopsida; Poales; Poaceae
Exons: 2
Coding region: 118-879 (253 amino acids)
Cellular component (GO): NSL complex
Source: RefSeq, a predicted model, not a curated record
GGUCGCAUCCCCCUCCACCAAACCACAAAAUCCAUCCCCUUCCUCCUCCGUCCUCCCUGACCUUGGAGAAAGCCCACCCCUAAAUCGUACACCCGCCCGCUCGAAUCUCGGCGCGCCAUGGCCUCCUCCCGGAACCCCGACGCCCCGGCGGCGCCGGCGCCGGCUCCGGCGCCCGCGGCAGAGCCGCCGGAGGCUCAGGCCCCAAACCCUAGCAUUCCUCUGGGCGACCCGCCGUCGCCGGAGAUGGAGGCCACGGCGGAGGCGCUCACGCGGGAGGAGGUACUGCGCCGCCGUCUCCGCCGCGCCGCGCGGCUCGCCGGUGUGUACCGCCGGCUCUACUGGGCCAUGGCUGAGGAGGUGCGCGCGCGGCACCGUCAGUACGUCUGGGACCUCGGCCGGAGCCCGCUCGAGGCCAAGGAGCCUCCGCCUCCUGCCAGCGCCUUCCCCGGUGCUGGCGAGGCGCCGAGGCCGGCCGCGGUGCCGAGGAGGAAGAAGUGCGGGUUCACAGGGUGCAAGGUGCGGGCCAUGGCCAUGACCAGGUUCUGCCACUCCCACAUCCUCUCCGAUCCCAACCAGGCACUCUACAAGCCCUGCGCCUACGUCAUCAAGAGUGGGGUACAGACUGGGCAAGUCACCUGUGGCAGGCCCAUCAUAAAAUCUGCAGCUCCCUCCCUCUGCAAUAUCCACAUGCAAAGAAGUCAGAAGAACAUUGCACAAGCUUAUAGGAAGGUUGGCUUUAGCCCACCCUCUACAGGCAAGAUCACCCCAAGGUUCAGUGUUUUGGUUGCUGAAUGUGUACGUCAGAUCCAAGACAAAAGGAGACAGUCACUGAAUGCUGCAGCACGACAGAAAUGUCCUAAAGAUGAAAAAGUUGACUGAGCCAUACCUUGAUAUCUAUCGGUGUGAUUGCAUGCCCCUCAGCCAGGUCCAGUGGAUGCAACCAUACCGUGUUUAUCAGUUGUUUGGUUGCCUGGGGCGUACGCCACGGCCAGGAUGAGCUCAUGCAAAUUUGCCCCCUGCAGCCUGGCCUGACGGAAACUCAAGGGGCGGGAUUUGUUGCUCAACCAGGCUCCACUCGUGCAGUCGCGGGUGCACGAUUCGAGUCGGUCCACCACCCCGUACCUCCUUCGCUGUGCCUGUACAGAGAUAGAUGCCUGGACGUGGCCUCCCUUGGCGGCUCCCGGCAUGCGGCCGGGAAAUGUUGCCACCAACGUCCGGCGAGGUCCAUCCGGCGUGGAUAUCCUGGCCAGGACGUUUACAACCGAUAGCCUACAGAUCCAAGGCAUGCUUGUUCUUUCUUCUUUGUUCAUUCUGAUCAGCGUUGGAAAUUGUGUUUUCUUUUUUUUUUCCUUUUUGAGAUUUUUUGUGCAGAUGGUGUCAUCGGUACUUACAUGUACUAAUGAAAUUUGUGGUCAUGAGUCUGACAUUUUAGAACAAUCUCUGAUGUGGAUAGUCCUCAAAUUUGAUACGAAAGCACACCAUCGAUGUGGUAUUGAAUUUC